AUGGGCUCGAGACGAGCAGCCGCGCACAACGGCCCAGCCGUCCAUCUAGACCCCAGCUCGCCAUCUCUGUACCUUUCCCCCAGCGAACACGCGCCGCCAAUCCCGACGCCGCUAUCCCUCGGCGCCUCCCUUGGCCCAACCAUCCCCGCGCUGCUCGUCUCCCUCUCCAUCCUCGCCGUCCUGCUCACGCUGCUGCUUCUCCUGAACCUCGGCCCGCCUCGCGUGUUGCGCCGUCGUCGCCCUGACCACAGCCACCAUCGACUCUCACGGCACGAAAUGGCCUCGCAGUCGCGGCAACGGGAACCCAGCCGCGGCCGCGACCCCCGCCGGCCCGGCUUCCGCGUCGCCAGCGACUUCUCGGUCCUGCCCACGACGGCGUAUACGCACCCUCUGGUCUCGAACUUCGCCGACCGUGUCGAUGGCAGCGAGGACGACGAUGACGCGAAUCGGCCGCUGCUCGGCCGCUGGCUCGACGCAACCGACGAUUACCCUGGGCUCGAGCUGGAUGAGGCGACCUGGCCGAGGCCCGAUGGACAGCGGGCGAGGACAGAGGUCCUGCACUGGCAUGGAACAAAUAUGCUCAAUACUUCGUGGGGAUGGAUGGCCUGA
Messenger RNA from Hirsutella rhossiliensis, 609 nucleotides. RefSeq lists its product as uncharacterized. Lineage: Eukaryota; Fungi; Ascomycota; Sordariomycetes; Hypocreales; Ophiocordycipitaceae. The transcript has a single exon. The coding region runs from base 1 to 609 and encodes 202 amino acids. The record is from RefSeq and is a predicted model, not a curated record.